Molecule: messenger RNA, 843 nt
Organism: Miscanthus lutarioriparius
Lineage: Eukaryota; Viridiplantae; Streptophyta; Magnoliopsida; Poales; Poaceae
Source: the annotation of a GenBank genome assembly
AUGAGCUUCGUGUUCCGAGGGAGCAGGGCCGACAUCGAGGCCGGUGGCUUCCCGGGGUUUGCCCCCGAGCGCCGCGCCAUGCGAAUUCAUGCAGGGAGCAGGCCGGUGAAUAGCAAUUCCUUGGCUUUUCUUCUAACUGUUCUUGUUUUGUUCAUGGUACUGAACUCACACCAGAUGUCUCCCAAUCUUUUGGUUUGGCUUGUCUUGGGAGUCUUCCUAAUGGCCACGAGCCUUAGAAUGUAUGCCACGUGCCAGCAGCUUGCUCAUGCUGCAGCUGCCAACAGUUUUCUUGGCCACACUGAGCUGCGUGUGCAUGUACCGCCAACCAUUGCCCUUGCUACGAGAGGCCGGUUACAGAGCCUUAGACUUCAACUGGCUCUUCUUGAUCGUGAAUUUGACGAUUUAGACUAUGACACUCUGAGCACAUUGGAUGCUGACAAUAGCCCGCAUGCUCCUUCUAUGAGUGAAGAAGAAAUAAAUUAUCUUCCUGUAUUCAAAUAUAAAGUUCAGGCGCAGCAGGGGAAUGCCCCUGCCCGAAAAAGUGAUGGGCCAUCUCAGCUAUCGGUUUCUUCAACUGGGUCUGGCAAUGAGAAAAAGCAGGAUGGUCUAAAAGCAGAUGGAACCAGCAAAACUCCAGAGGAUGAACUAACAUGUAGUGUUUGCUUAGAGCAAGUCGCGGUGGGUGAUCUGUUGAGAAGCCUACCAUGCUUGCAUCAGUUUCACGUAAACUGCAUCGACCCAUGGCUGCGCCAACAAGGUACAUGCCCAAUCUGCAAGCACCAGGUGAGUGAUGGGUGGCAUGCCACAGGCAACGGUGAAGAGGAUGCUUCUUACAUGGUGUAA